AUGGCAUUGGAGAAGGAGGUGCGCGCUCCUCUGAGAGAGCUGCAGCUGGUGCUUGAGCAGGUCAAAGCCAGGCAAGACCAUCUCCAAAGGUUUCUGGAGCGUGCAGACGUGCAGUCUGCAGAGAGCCGGUACCCGAGCCCCAAAGUGAGUGGGCGUCGGAUGCCAUCCCCGCAGCCUUCCAGAAGCUUUCAGCCCCUGGACGAAGCUCUGGUCGACUGGCCAAACGGAGCAGAAACCUUUGCACCGUUUCGAGAGCAGAGAUGUCCAAGAAGCGGGGACAAAGUUGCCUCGCCUGGGGAGCGCCCAGCGCCGAUUCGGAUCCCGCCAGAGCCCAUCACGAAGCAGGUCGCUGCCCCUCAGGAGCCGCUGAUGCAGGCGUAUCUCGCCUUCCUAAAGGGUGAGGUCGACGGUCUGCCUCCGGAGCCGGUGCCCAUGCAAGGCCUCGGGGCCGACAUGGUCACAGCGAAUCGCCCCGAAGAGGAGGCGGCCGGACCUUCAG
This is a messenger RNA of Symbiodinium necroappetens, 499 nucleotides long. NCBI's taxonomy places the organism in Eukaryota, Dinophyceae, Suessiales, Symbiodiniaceae. The record is from the annotation of a GenBank genome assembly.